Messenger RNA from Spodoptera littoralis (African cotton leafworm), 621 nucleotides. The record is from the annotation of a GenBank genome assembly. Lineage: Eukaryota; Metazoa; Arthropoda; Insecta; Lepidoptera; Noctuidae.
AUUGUGUUUUGAGUACUUUUGAGGUUAUCCUGUAAAGUUUCUAAAUUCCGUACAAUAUCAAUUUAUUAACCAGGAUAAUAAAACAUUUUGAUAGUUAAUAAGCAUUCUUACAUAACUAACUUUUAUUCAAACACGUUCAUCAUGUUUUUAGGACGUAGGGUACCCCAAAUAUUGCAACAAGCAACUGGAAUUCAACAAACUUUAUUAAGAUAUAAUUCACAAAAAUCUGAGAAAACAAUCAACCAAGUCACACUACUGGGGAGAGUUGGGGCUGAUCCACAGAAACGAGGUUCAGAGGAACAUCCAGUGAUAAACUUUCCAUUAGCCACUCAUUACAGUUACAAGUAUGAAUCCGGCGACAUGUUGCAAAGAACUGACUGGCAUAGAAUAAGUAUUUUUAAACCGGGCUUAAGAGACACAGUGUAUAAAUACUUAAAGAAGGGCCAAAGAGUUUAUAUAACUGGUAAAUUAUCAUAUGGAGAAGUCAAAAUGGAUGAUGGUCAACUUGGAGUUGUCAUGCUCACUCAAAGGUCUCAUUGGCGGUGGCGCGUGCAGUGGAUCGCUCGAUUCCCUACAAUAUGGUUGAGUUGGGCGGUGCUGGUGUACGUGUCAUGUUCGUGA